GCUCGCAGCGCCAGCCUCUCCGUAGGCGCAGACGCGCGCGAGCGAGCGGGAGGACCCCAUUCCCCCGCGCGCGGGUGCGCGGCGGAGCGCCGACGACGAGUAGAGCCGCGAGGCAGCCCAACAUCUACGCCAACGCCGCGGUCUUCCUCAAGCCGAGUGGCAGCCAUCUAGCCGAGUGGAGCCGCGAUGAGCAACGCCUACGCUAAUAGAAACGGCGGCCGCCCCGUCUGGGAUGCCUCACCGGCUCCUCCCUUAUCGUCGUACGACGCUCUCAGAGAUCCGAACAUGCGCCACUACUUCGAGAAUCGCAGCGUCCAGGCUCAUUUGUACAAGACGGGCCAGAUCGACGCCGCCGGCCGCGUCAUCGACAUGUCCAAGAACGCGUCGAAGUUCGCCAUCAUCGAGCAGGAGUUCAAGGCCGCGGAGAAGCUGGAAUAUUGGCGCAAGAAGGAGGAGGCCGAGAUGCGCCACCGCGUGCAGAUGAAGCGGCACGAGGCGCUGGCGCGGGCUCGCCGGGCCGAGAAGAUGGCGAAGGCGAAGGAGGACCGGCGGAUUCGUGCCGAAAUUGUCCGAUGCGCCAAGGGGAUUACGUCGGGGGACAUGUCGGCGUCCGUGAGCGCGCCUCGGUCGUCGUUCAUCACGGAGGGGUCCGUUUUGGAUUAGUGGGGCGUAAGAGGGGUU
Molecule: messenger RNA, 681 nt
Organism: Pelagomonas calceolata
Lineage: Eukaryota; Pelagophyceae; Pelagomonadales; Pelagomonadaceae
Source: the annotation of a GenBank genome assembly